Molecule: messenger RNA, 2469 nt
Organism: Hansenula ciferrii
Lineage: Eukaryota; Fungi; Ascomycota; Saccharomycetes; Phaffomycetales; Wickerhamomycetaceae
Product: D-lactate dehydrogenase [cytochrome] 2,mitochondrial
Exons: 2
Coding region: 1-2469 (822 amino acids)
Cellular component (GO): mitochondrion
Molecular function (GO): protein binding; FAD binding; catalytic activity
Source: RefSeq, a predicted model, not a curated record
AUGCUUAGCAGCAGUAUCAAAAGAUCUAUUUGCUCGGCUGCUCGUCGUUCAGCAGUCGGUGCAGCUCAAAGAGCUCCAGUAUCAUUAAGAUUAGCCACAGCUAACAGAGUCGUAUCAUCACGUACUUAUGCUUCAAAAGUUGUUCAAUUCACUGCAGAUUCAUAUCCAAAUGUUAAACGUGAUGAAAGAUUCAGUCAAUUAGAAGAUAAAGAUUUAGAAUUUUUUAAAUCAAUUUUACCAGAAACAAGUAUUAUUCAAGAUGAAGGUGAUUUAUUAUCUUAUAAUGAAGAUUGGAUGAGAAAAUAUAGAGGUCAAUCAAAAUUAACAUUAAAACCUAAAACAACUGAACAAGUUUCACAAAUUUUAAAAUAUGCAAAUGAAAGAAAAUUAGCCAUUGUUCCACAAGGUGGUAAUACUGGGCUAGUUGGUGGUUCUGUUCCAGUCUUUGAUGAAAUUGUAUUAAACGUUUCCAACUUGAACCAAAUUAGAUCAUUUGAUAGUACUUCAGGUAUCUUGAAAACAGAUGCUGGUGUUGUUUUAGAAGUUGCUGAUCAAUACCUUGCAGAACAAGGUUAUAUUUUCCCAUUAGAUUUAGGUGCUAAAGGUUCAUGUCAUGUUGGUGGUAUCGUUGCAACCAAUGCUGGUGGGUUACGUUUAUUACGUUAUGGUUCAUUACAUGGUACUGUAUUGGGUCUUGAAGUUGUCUUACCAGAUGGUCGUAUUGUUUCAUCAUUAGAUGCCUUAAGAAAAGAUAACACUGGUUAUGAUUUAAAACAAUUAUUUAUUGGUAGUGAAGGUACUAUUGGUAUUAUAACUGGUGUUUCAAUUUUAUGUCCAUCAAGACCAAAAUCUGUUAAUGUUGCAUUCUUAGGUUUAGAAAGUUAUGAUGCAGUUAUGAAAACUUUUGUUAAAGCUAAAAAUGAAUUAGGUGAAAUCUUGUCAGCUUUUGAAAUUAUGGAUGUUAAUAGUCAAAUUUUAAAUGAACAUCAUUUAAAACAAAGUCAUCCAUUAGAAGAUAAACAUGCCUUUUAUGUCUUGAUUGAAACCUCAGGUUCAAAUACUACUCAUGACGAAGAAAAAUUAAAUACAUUCUUGGAAAGUGCAUUCGAAAAUGAAAUCAUCAAUGAUGGUGUUAUUGCACAAGAUGAAACUCAAUUGAAAAACUUAUGGACUUGGAGAGAAGGUGUUUCUGAGGCUUCACAAAUCGGUGGUGGUGUUUAUAAAUAUGAUUGUUCAUUACCAUUGGAACAUUACUACAAAUUGAUUGAUGCAGUUAGAAAUAGAUUAACCGAAAAUGGUUUACUCGGUGAAACUGAAGAAUUCCCAGUGAUUGAUGCUGUUGGUUAUGGUCAUAUUGGUGAUGGUAAUGUUCAUUUAAACGUUGCUGUUAGAAGAUAUACUAAAGAAGUUGAAAAAGUCUUAGAACCGUUUGUUUAUGAAUGGGUUUCUGAACAUAAAGGCUCUAUUUCUGCUGAACAUGGGUUAGAUUUCAAAAUACGUAACUCCACAAUCCUUGAUAAGAGAGGAAGAGAUUACUUUGUUCAAAAAGCUAUUGUUUUCACAUCUCAAGAUACUGAAUAUAUUGCAGCUGCUCGUCGAGGUGGUUCAAUUCAAAUAUAUAAAUCAUGUUAUAAUUCAAACUGGGAGCUAAUUUAUGUUUAUGGAAAUAAUUUAAAUUUUGGUAAUGAUUCAGAAGAUCAUUUCGUUUCAUUAAUCUAUAGAGAUGAUUGUCUACAUUCAUGUUCCUGUUUAGGCAAAGUUGUCAUUCAAAAUUUAAGUCCAAUACUCAAUGAAAAUCAUACAAAUGAUUUAUCAUUAUUAAAUUAUCUUUCAAUUUCAGUUGCUUCCCCGGUAUCAUGUUUCAAAUUACAUCCAUUACAUAGAUGGGUUGCAAUAUCUGGCGGUAAAGAUCGUGAAAUGGAAAUUAAUGAUUUUUAUGCUCUAACACAUUUUUGGAAAAUGAAACAUACAAGUUCAAUUGAAGAUCUAUAUUUGGAUAAAUAUGAUUCUGAUACAAAAUGGGUUCAAGAUUUCUUAAUCAUUGAGGCAACUUCUGUUAAUUCCAAGCAUAUGAAUUUAGUGGUGGCUAGUAAGUUUGGGAAGUUGAUGUGUUUUGAUACCGGUGUUUCAAUGUACCCUUUAGAUUCAUUGGAUAUUCCAGUUAAUAAGAUGUUUCAAUUGGACGAUUUUAAAAUCUUGUGUUUGGAUUCAUUUAAUAAUAUGAAUCUAAUAAAUCUAAGAAAUUUUAAAGUUGAGCAAAGCUGGAAUGAUAUAGAAACAGGCCCAUUAGCAUCAAUUGAUCUUCAACGAGAAUCUAAUGGUGAUUUUUUAUUAGCUAUUGGGGGUAAAGACUCAAUCAAAUGUUAUCAAUUAGAACCACAAUUCAACAAAUAUAAAGUAACACCAUUGAAGAAAUUCAACAUGAAAAAGGGAUCAAUAUGUUCAAGCAUUUCAAUAAUUACAACAUAG